AUGGCAUCCCAAUCCUCAAGGGUGUCUGCCACUUCAGAAGAUCAAGGUGAUUCAUCCAACUCAAAAAAAGAGGUGAUCAUGAAGGAGAUUGAACAUGAUCAACCCUCAAACUCUAAUCCCAACAAGUCUAUUGAUUUCGUUAAGCUAUCCAAAGACGAUUCAGUUCUCGGGUCGGAGGUGCAAGAACACAACUUUUUCGGCCCUAUUCAAGGUGGUUCAUCAUAUUUUUUUCGUAAUAACAACAAUGAAGGGAAAGAUGAGAACAACAAUGCUGAGAACAAUUCAGAUUCAAAGUCUUUUUCAUGUUGUUUUUGCAAGAGAAAAUUUUCUACAUCACAAGCGUUAGGAGGACAUCAGAAUGCCCAUAAGGCUGAACGUGCCUUAGAAAAACAACGUAAACAAAAGUAUGAAAAUGGUGUUUUUGGUUUAGGGCAACCUUACUUUAACCCUUAUUUUAGUUAUCCAAAUACUCUUUUUACACCCUCUUAUUAUAAGGGGCUUGGAACUAGAAUGGAAUCCAUGAUUCAAAAGCCAUCUUAUAUUAACCCUAGGAUUACUCCACAUAGUUUUGGCCCUUUUGGGUAUGAUAAUGGUGCUUUAUCUUUGCAAGAGAUAUUAAACCCUUCACUUGUUAGUUUGAGAAAUAAGAAUCAUGGGGUUGGAAUUCUUGGUAUUGGUGGUGCAAGUACUUCAAGGAUAGAAGAUGGUACAAAUAAUAAAAUUGGUGCUAUUCUAAAAUUAGGAGAUUCUUCUACAAAUGUUGCUACAAGUUCAAACUCAAAGGUAGAAAAAGAUAUCAUUGUGGCUCCUAUUUCUUCCAAUAAUGAUAUUCAUGAUCAAUCAAAGUCCAAGUCCAACAAUGAAGAAGAACCCUCUGAUUCUGAAUCUUUUGAGCUUGAUUUAUCACUCAAGCUUUAA
Messenger RNA from Medicago truncatula (barrel medic), 918 nucleotides. Its product is annotated as myb-like protein A. Gene Ontology annotation, biological process: negative regulation of abscisic acid-activated signaling pathway. Bases 1 to 918 code for a protein of 305 amino acids. NCBI's taxonomy places the organism in Eukaryota, Viridiplantae, Streptophyta, Magnoliopsida, Fabales, Fabaceae. The transcript has a single exon. The record is from RefSeq and is a predicted model, not a curated record.